Ailuropoda melanoleuca (giant panda) is the source of this 3731-nucleotide messenger RNA. RefSeq names its product POU class 4 homeobox 1 (gene POU4F1). Lineage: Eukaryota; Metazoa; Chordata; Mammalia; Carnivora; Ursidae. Gene Ontology annotation, biological process: regulation of transcription by RNA polymerase II. Gene Ontology annotation, molecular function: DNA-binding transcription factor activity, RNA polymerase II-specific; RNA polymerase II cis-regulatory region sequence-specific DNA binding. The record is from RefSeq and is a predicted model, not a curated record.
GAGAGCUCCCCGAACCGGCCGCGAGAAGUGGGGCUCAGGUGUAAGAGGAGUGCAUCCCGUCGGCGCGCGGGGCUAGAGCUCUAGGAGAAGUGGGAUCGCGAGGCCGGUGCGCGGCGCUCUGCACGGUCAAAGGGAGCGCCGGGCGGCAGCGGCGGCAGCAGAGGAGCAGCAGCAGCCCCGGCGCGGCCGCCGCCUCCGUGCCGCCAGGCGCCUCGGCUGCAGCCUCCGAAGGGAGGCCGGGGGAGUCGGCGUGCGCACUUUCCGGCAGACUUUCAGAGUGUUUGUGGAUUUACAUGCCAAGCCAUCAAGAUGAUGUCUAUGAACAGCAAGCAGCCUCACUUUGCCAUGCAUCCCACCCUCCCUGAGCACAAGUACCCGUCGCUGCACUCCAGCUCUGAGGCCAUCCGGCGGGCCUGCCUGCCCACGCCGCCGCUGCAGAGCAACCUCUUCGCCAGCCUAGACGAAACGCUGCUGGCGCGGGCAGAGGCGCUGGCGGCCGUGGACAUCGCCGUGUCCCAGGGCAAGAGCCACCCAUUCAAGCCAGACGCCACGUACCACACGAUGAACAGCGUGCCAUGCACGUCCACAUCCACCGUGCCGCUGGCGCACCACCACCACCACCACCAUCACCACCAGGCGCUCGAGCCUGGCGACCUGCUGGACCACAUUUCGUCGCCCUCGCUCGCGCUCAUGGCCGGCGCGGGUGGCGCGGGCGCGGCCGGCGGCGGCGGCGGCGCCCACGACGGCCCGGGGGGCCUGGCGUCCAUCUGCGACUCGGACACGGACCCGCGCGAGCUCGAGGCGUUCGCCGAGCGCUUCAAGCAGAGGCGCAUCAAGCUGGGCGUGACGCAGGCCGACGUGGGCUCGGCGCUGGCCAACCUCAAGAUCCCGGGCGUGGGCUCGCUCAGCCAGAGCACCAUCUGCAGGUUCGAGUCGCUCACGCUGUCUCACAACAACAUGAUCGCACUCAAGCCCAUCCUGCAGGCGUGGCUCGAGGAGGCCGAGGGCGCGCAGCGCGAGAAAAUGAACAAGCCCGAGCUCUUCAACGGGGGCGAGAAGAAGCGCAAGCGGACUUCCAUCGCAGCGCCGGAGAAGCGCUCCCUCGAGGCCUACUUCGCCGUACAACCCCGGCCCUCCUCCGAGAAGAUCGCCGCCAUCGCCGAGAAACUGGACCUCAAAAAGAACGUGGUGCGGGUGUGGUUUUGCAACCAGAGACAGAAGCAGAAGCGGAUGAAAUUCUCCGCCACUUACUGAGGGGGGUGGGAGGUGCAGGGCGGGGCAGAGCGGGGAGCUGAAGGGGCUUUUCAGGGGCUUUCCCUGAGCCUCUUUCCCCUAGAUUUGGAGUGUCCGUUAUCUUGCUUGCAUUUGGGGAGUCCCUCCUGGCGCACUCCCCGUUACCCCCUCUCUGCUCUCUCUGCCCUUUACCCUCCCCAGAAAAGAGGACUGUGGUGCUGGGUGUGGACACCGGAGAGCCAGGCAGGGGAGAAAGGGGAAAUAUUUGGGUGAGCCGGGGAGUCGAGGGGAAGGAAAGCAGAGACUGGAGGAGGGGUUCUGAGGAGCAGAUUGGUUCUGGGGGUUAGGGUGGGGGGAGACUCGGGAAGAGUAGGGAAACGGACUGUUUUUGACCAGAGACACUUGUCAAAAUCUCCUGGGGACCAAGGGACUAUGUACAAAAACAAACCUACCAACCACCAAAAACCUGACAAAUAAAGACAAACUAAAACAAAACAGAACAAAAAAAAAUGCUUUAGAAACUUAACUCUGGGGAGCCGUAUUCUGCAGCUUCAUUACCCCCUAAGGAAGAGAAAAAAGAGCACCACUAUUAUUACCACCCACCCCAACCCUACAUACAGGAACUCGGUUAAAAAUGGAAAACCAAACAAACCAGAAGGUGAAAUUCUGGGUAGCGAAGCUAGUUGUUCUGUUUCUGUGUUUACUUUCUCCCCCCCAAGUCUCACCUCUGCCCCAUCCAUGUCCUCUUUGAUUUAUUUUCUCCGUCCCAAGGAGGCUGCGAUAGCAGCUCUCCAUUGCCAGAAAGUGAGGGGGGACGCAGCUGCAGGAGAGGGAGGCUAUUCAAGACUCCCAAGUUUUACGGUGACCUGGCCUAUACUCCUGUGGCCUGGUCACUGUCUGGUGGGGAUGUUUAGGGAGAGAGAAGACACACAGUCUUUGAGCUGACUAAAGGGCAGAAUUUAGGGGCUCCGAAAUAAGUAUUUUAUUCUAGGAAAAUAAAACAAUUUAACAAGGUUUUUCUCUUUUCAUUUUUGUCCUGUAUCUAAGAUCUGGAAAACAUUAUUUCGAAAUAAGAUUCCCCCCCACCAUGGAAAUUGCUUGCCCUUUCAUUUAUUUUUCUGAGUGUGGUUUAUUUUAAACUACCUACUGACUUUUCCCCCUAUUGAUUCAAAUACACUGAUGGGGUGGAAGACACUAGGAGAGAUACUGUGCCCCACUUUCUCUCCAGAAGAAGACCCAUCCUGCUCUUCUAGGUACCCUUUCUUUCUCUCUUGGAGAGCAUAAAAUCAUUGAAAUAUAGGAAAGUUUCUGCUUUCAGUUGGAGCAGGACUUGGCUGGGAGAAAAAUCCACUAAACCCCAGAAGAGAGGAAGAGAGGUUUAAAGCCCUCCAUUUGUUUCAAUGGGGUCUGCAUGUUGGGGGGAAGGGGAAGCAGAACAACUGUGUUUCAUUAUUAUUAUUAUUAUUAUUCAAAAGUAAUUUAUUGCUGGGGAUAUAUGUUGGAUAGCAAGAACUUUAAUUUGCACUAUCAGUCUCCCAAAUAGAAAAUCAUUUAUAGUAUUUCAUAGUAAUAAUCAAGGUACUCUAUGAACUGUUGAUGGAUUAAAAAAAAAUGAGACAGUCGAAGGUGGCUAGGUAAAAUGCCUGCUUGGUGCACAAGAUACUCUUGAUCUCGUGUGGAGAUGGUUUAUUACCAUUCUUUAAUAAGAACUAAAAAAUUGAAAGCAGAACAAAUGAAAAAAGGAAAACUCUGCCAUUUAACAAGACUGAAAUCAUGCAUGAUCUGAAAGGUGCAGAAAGAAACACAAUUAGGUCUCACUCUGGUUAGGCGUUAUUUAUUUAAUUACGUUGUAUAUCAUUGUUUGCAGCGCAAACAUACUAUGCAUUUGAAACUGAGCACUAAACUGGGCUAGCUUUCUGAUAGACCGUUUUGUGGAUAGUGUGAUUUCACAGUCUACUGCCUGUUUUCACCGAAAACACAACAUUCUUGUCAUAUUCUUGUAUUUAGAGGGAGAGAAAAAAAGGAAGAUUACUGUAAAUAUUUUCUUUAACGCACACACUCACACAGUGGUUACAAACUGCCAGUGUUAAUCCUGAAAUGUCUCACGGAUUGAUCUACCUGUCCAUGUAUGUCUGCUGAGCUUUCUCCUUGGUUAUGUCUUUGCUCUAUUACCUUUCCCCCUCCCCACUUCUAUUAGAACCAUUUCUAUGCGCCAAAAUACAACAGGGGGAUGUGUCCCAGUACGCUUACAAAUAAAACAUAACUGAAAGAAGAGCAGUUUUAUGAUUUGGGUGCAUUUUUAUUUAUACUGGGCCAAGUCCUGGUAGAGCCGGUCAAAAGAUGAGAUUCAAUUCAACCACAAAUACAGGGGAGGAUAUUGAAAGGGGGAUAAAAAGUGAGAAAGGGGUGAGAACGAUGUAUUUUUCUGCUGAAUCAGAAUUCACUUUCAGAUAACUUAUGUGAAAAGCGGUGCUCUGAAUAAAAUGAAUUCUAUAUUA